AUGAGUUUUCUGAACAAUGAGUCUGUAAUAAUUGAACAAAAUCUUCCUUAAGAUAUAUAAGAAUCAUUUGCAAUAAUAACUACACAUGUCGGAGUUCCGAAAGUAAUUGAGGAUUACUCCUAAAUUCCUGAAAUUAUAUAAUUAAAAUCUGGGCUUAUGUAUUCAGAAUAGCACCGGUUAAUGUAAUUUCAUAGGGUCUAACCUCAACUUUCGUUUUUGUAAGGAUAGGAAGAUAAAAGUGUAAUUUUAUAACAUGAUCAAAUUCGAGGAUUGAAUUCUGAGAGAACUGAAAAUAAUGCAACAUUGACAUCCGCCAUCAUGUAAUCUGGAUUGUUCACCCACGAAAACUUUAGUCAACAACAUGAAGGAUUUAUUUUGAAAAAAACAAAAAAAUUAUUUCAACCCUUCAAAUAGAUAUAUUGUCAUUUUUAGGAUGGAAUUUUAAGUUUUUAUUAAGAUUAGUAAAAAUAAAAAGCUAGUUUCAUACUCAAUUUGGGUCUCUUUUAUUUCUAAUAUUAUAACAAACCAAUUGUAAACAACGAAAUAUUUGAGUUUGGUUUAAAGUGUAAGAAUGACAAUAAAAUAUUUCAGUUUAAAGGACUUACUAGUAAUUCAUGGUUUUAUUUGAUCAAAAAAUUCAUAGAUAAUGUUCGCAAUAAGCCAAUAGUAUAGUUCUAUUUGAACCCAUUUCCCCAAUAUUAUAAAAAACGAUUAAUAACAAAUGAUUAAUUUCAACAAAUGAGUUAAACUGGGGAUAUUCUUCUAUUUCAAACCAAAUCUUGCAGUUCUAAACUACAAAGAUUGUUAACUAGAUCAAAUUAUGUAGAUCAUGUUGCCAUGAUAUUAAAAUAUUAGUCUGGUUCUAUUUAUAUUUUAGAAGCAACUGAUUAGAAUGGAGUGGGAAUAUUUGACUGGAAUUCCAUGACUAACUAAUUAUGGUAUGAAUUAUACUCAAUGGUUGUAUAUCGAUAGCUUCAAUUAAAAAGGAAUAUUGAUUUUUUAUUAUAAAUUGAAAAAUUUGUCAAAGAAAACGUGGGCAGAUAAUAUCAAUUAAGCUUUACAAAACUGUUGCAAGAUAAAUCUACAAUUGUUACUUCAUAAAAUUAACAUGAAGAUCCAACUUAUUUUUGUUCUUAACUAAUUGCAAAGAUUUACAAAUAAAUUGGAUUACUAAACUAGGAUAAAUCAGCUAACUAGUAUUGGCCUGGAUCCUUUUCUAAUGAAAAAGAGGACAUCUAACUUAAGAACUGUUCUCUCUCAGAUGAAUAUCUUAUUGGAUUUAAUAUGUGA
This is a messenger RNA of Paramecium tetraurelia, 1290 nucleotides long. RefSeq lists its product as uncharacterized. The transcript has 3 exons. NCBI's taxonomy places the organism in Eukaryota, Ciliophora, Oligohymenophorea, Peniculida, Parameciidae. The record is from RefSeq and is a predicted model, not a curated record.